AUGGCGGCCCCUAGGGGCGUGCGGAGUCCGGGCUGGAGCAGGCACCACAAGGUCUCAGGCUGUGCAGACAAAUGGAACUCAACCAUUAAGCAAAACUGGGAACUCAGUUUAUAUGAAUUACAACGAACACCUCAGGAGGCAAUAACGGAUGGCUUGGAAAUUGUGGUUUCCCCUCGAAGUCUACACAGCGAAUUAAUGUGUCCAAUUUGUUUGGAUAUGUUGAAGAACACCAUGACUACAAAGGAGUGUUUGCACCAGUUUUGUGCAGACUGCAUUAUCACAGCCCUCAGAAGUGGCAAUAAAGAAUGUCCUACAUGUCGGAAAAAGCUAGUUUCCAAAAGAUCACUAAGGCCAGACCCGAACUUUGAUGCACUCAUCAGCAAAAUUUAUCCAAGUCAUGAUGAGUACAAAGCUCAUCAAGAGAGAGUAUUAGCCAGAAUUUAUAAGCACAAUAAUCAGCAAGCACUCAGUCACAGCAUUGAGGAAGGACUGAAGAUACAGGCCAUGAACAGACUACAGCGAGGCAAGAAACAACAGACUGAAAAUGGCAGUGGAGCAGAAGACAAUGGUGACAGUUCUCACUGUAGUAAUGCAGCCACACACAGCAAUCAGGAAACAGGGCCUAGUAACAAACGGACCAAAACAUCAGAUGAUUCUGGGCUUGAGCUUGAUAACAAUAAUGCAACAGUGGCAACUGAUCCAGUAAUGGAUGGUGCUAGUGAAAUUGAAUUAGUGUUCAGGCCUCAUCCCACAUUGAUGGAAAAAGAUGACAGUGCACAGACAAGAUACAUAAAGACUUCUGGUAAUGCCACUGUUGAUCACUUAUCCAAGUAUCUGGCUAUGAGGUUAGCUUUAGAAGAACUUCGAAGCAAAGGAGAAUCAAACCAAAUGAACCUUGAUACAACCAGUGAGAAGCAGUAUACCAUUUAUAUAGCAACAGCCAGUGGGCAGUUCACUGUAUUAAAUGGCUCUUUUUAUUUGGAAUUGGUCAGUGAGAAAUACUGGAAAGUGAACAAACCCAUGGAACUUUAUCAUGCACCCACAAAGGAGAACAAAUGAGCUUUUACUAAAACCAAUAUGGAGAAUGAACU
This is a messenger RNA of Myotis myotis, 1091 nucleotides long. RefSeq names its product E3 ubiquitin-protein ligase RING2-like. Lineage: Eukaryota; Metazoa; Chordata; Mammalia; Chiroptera; Vespertilionidae. Gene Ontology annotation, molecular function: chromatin binding; ubiquitin protein ligase activity. Gene Ontology annotation, cellular component: PcG protein complex; ubiquitin ligase complex. Bases 1 to 1059 code for a protein of 352 amino acids. The record is from RefSeq and is a predicted model, not a curated record. The transcript is spliced from 2 exons.